Messenger RNA from Pelagomonas calceolata, 1304 nucleotides. The record is from the annotation of a GenBank genome assembly. NCBI's taxonomy places the organism in Eukaryota, Pelagophyceae, Pelagomonadales, Pelagomonadaceae.
GCAGACUCGAGGCACAUCCAAGCUACGGCGCGGUACGAGCUGCGCCGCUUAUGAGGCGUUCGUGAUCGUCGUCUCAGGUAGCAAAUUGGUCGCGAACCAACUUUCAAGACGUUCGUCCCGGCGCCGCUGAGUACAGCAUAGUGCUCUCCCGACACAGCCUUGGCCACACGUCGCCGCAGGGCGCCGCGCGGCGUAAACGAUGGUCCUGCUCGCGCGAAGGGCCGCGCAGCUAUGCACGAAACGCUACGCGUCGCAACCGCACGACCCGCGCACGCUGCGGGCGCGCCGGCUCCUUAGCACUGAAACUCAAAAGCAAGACCCGCGCACGCUAAGCGGGGCCUGGUCCUUCCUACAGCGCGCGAACCCGUUCACCGUCUGGGGCGAAACUAUUGGGAGAGAGCCGAGCGACCGCCUCCCGAAGGUGACGGACCUGGUCAAGGCCGUGGUCGGUUUAAGUGGCAAAUCGCCGGACGAAUUACAAAGGUACGCGACGGAGAGCAACGCGGCCUUUGAGGCCUAUGUAGAUGAUUUGGGCUUCGAGCGGCGGUCCUUGCUCGAGAUCGCGCCGAAGGACGAGGAGCAGUCGCUGGACGAGUUUUUGGAGGGUGCUAGAGAUGCGGUGGCCUUCGUCGCGCCGCUGUUGAAGGACGCGGUCGCGCACGAGGCCGAGUUGUCGAAGGUCGUCUCCGCGAAAUUGCUUGAAAAGGCCAAGGAGGGCUCCAUGGCCGUGGCUGAGGAUAAAGAGGACGAAGGCGUCAGAAGGGUCACCUUCGGCGUCUUCGGACAACAAUUGCGCCAGAAGGACCUCGCGCCGCGGUCGACGGGCGCCAUGGCGCUCUUCGAGCAAGCUUUGCAGAAGUGGGGAUACGACGCCGAGGCGCGGGACGACGCUAUAUUGCUGAGGGAGUCCAAUGGAUUGUUUGUGGCCAAAUUCUCACUCGCGGACGAGCUCGCGGAUUUACUAAAAGCAGCCAAGGACACGGACGCGGGCCGGGCCGUCGAAGCCUUACUCUACGCGGUGAGCCGCGCCGAGGGCCGCGCGCUGACCUGGCCGCUGCCGAGCGACGCCCAUUCGAGACUCGCGGGUGACGCGGAGGCUUGCGCUCUCACGAUGCGCGGCUGGCUCCUCGUCGACGUGGCGGUCUCAAAAUGUUUGUACACGUUCGCGCGCGAGGUUGAUAGGAGAUCGGCCUACCGCUGGGGCCACGACUGGCGCAUCGUCGAUGUGGGCGGCGCCGUCUUCGACAACGACGACGGCGCGCUCCUCGACGGGCUAGUUGCCGAGGAUAAUACACCAUAAAAAA